CAGUUCCAUUAUAUUCGAAACUCAGUAACUCAGACAUAUGUAUUUUUCUUUUUUGGGUAUAUGCAUAUCAAGGGUUAACUUAUGAUCUUCUUUCUCUGUCACCUCCCUUCGGAGUCUCUUGUUAUGCACAAUACAGCGUUCCAUUUAGUGGCAUUUCCACUCCACCAAACAGGGUUAAAGUCUCUCCCCCGCAGUAGUGUUUAACUGAUUAGGUGAUAAACAACAGCUCAGUUCAUGUGAGUUUAGAGGCUGUUUAACAUCCAGUCGCAGCUGCACGGGAUUUGCAGUCAGCUUUCUGGAGAAGUGCUCAGCAAUGGUUCAGCGUGUGGCAGUGGUUGGAGCAGGCAGUUCUGGUCUGGCCUGUAUCAAGAUCUGUGUUGAUGAGGGUCUGGAACCUGUCUGCUUUGAAAGCAGUGAUGACAUUGGCGGCCUGUGGAGAUUUAAGGAGUCACCUGAGCCAGAGCGAACUAGCAUCUAUCGCUCCUUGGUGGUCAACACCUCCAAAGAGAUGAUGUGUUUUAGCGAUUUUCCCAUGCCUGCGGACUAUCCAAACUAUAUGCACAACUCCCAGCUGCUGCAGUACUUCAGGCUCUAUGCUGAGCACUUUGACCUGCUCAGAUACAUUAUUUUCCAGACCACGGUAAGGAGUGUUACACAAAGGCCAGAUUUUGCUCUGUCCGGUCAGUGGGACAUAGUGACCAUUAACAGUGAUGGAGAGGAAGAGAGGCACGUUUUUGAUGCAGUUCUGGUGUGUUCCGGCCACUACACCAAUCCAGUCAUACCCCUGUCAGACUUUCCUGGAUAUGAAACGUUUUCUGGCAGAUGUUUUCACAGCUGGGAGUAUAAAGAUGCAGAUGCCUACAGAGGAAAGAGGGUGGUGGUGGUUGGCUUUGGCAAUUCUGGAGGAGAUAUUGCAGUGGAGAUUAGUAGAUCUGCAGAGAAGACAUUUCUCAGCACCCGCCAGGGGGCCUGGGUGAUCGGCAGGAUGUCCAGUAAUGGUCUUCCCAUUGACAUGACAGCUAUCACCAGGCUGAACAACCUCCUCACACUGCUUCUUCCCAAGACUCUGGUCAACUGGGCAGCAGAGAGAGCAGUGAACCAAAAAUGUGACCACAGACUGUAUGGCCUGAAGCCCAUACACAGACUUUUGGACAAAAGGACUUUGAUCAACGACGACCUUCCUGGUCGAAUCCUUCAGGGAGCACUAGUAAUGAAACCCAAUCUGAAAGGCUUCAAGGACUCUGGAGUUGUAUUUGAAGAUGGCACUGUGGCGGAGGACAUUGAUGCUGUGGUCUUCUGUACAGGUUAUAAUGGAAACUUCCCCUUCCUGCCUUCAGCUCUAUCUAUGGGACCUCACGGAGAGUUGACAUUGUACAAGAGACUGUUUCCUCCUUCUCUAUUACAACCCACACUGGCCAUCAUGGGUCUUUUCCAGGCAAAAGGACCAAUCAUGCCCAUUGUGGAAAUGCAGACGCGGUGGGCUGUUAAGGUCUUUUCUGGUUUUAGCCGUCUUCCAUCUAAGGAGAAAAUGCUGCAAGUCAUUGAGUCUGAGAGGAAGAAAAACAUGAAAAGCUAUCGCUGCCCACGACAGGCUGCUCUCCAGGUAGAUUACAUCCCUUACCUGGAUUUCAUGGCUGAGGAGGUAGGUGUUCGACCAAACUUCCUGAGACUACUCCUGAGAGACCCUGUGCUCUGGGUGAAGGUCUUCUUUGGUCCCUGCACUCCAUAUCAGUAUCGUCUCACUGGGCCAGGACAGUGGGCCGGAGCCCGUCAGGCUAUCCUCACUCAGUGGGAGCGGGUGGCUCAGCCUUUCAGAACCAGAGCAGUACCAGAACCAGAGAGCAGGCCGUCUGUCCUGUUUUCUCCCUGGCUUCUCAUAUAUGGAGGAACUGUGAUAAUUGCUGUGCUUCUGUCUAAAAAUGAAAUUGUUCCAGUCCUGCAGGGUGCAGCUCAGAUUCUGGGCAGGUGCAAGAUUUUAAUUAGGGACUACUUGGUCACUGGUUAACCACAAUGACAUGAAGAAAUCUAGGUCCAGUUUGUACCAUAGGAUUUAAAAUCAUAUAUGUUGCAAUAUGAUAGAUAUAUCGAUCCAUUAAUAUUGCAAAAGAUGAAAGAGACCUGAGAAUUUCAGGAGUCAUGUACUAUAAUUUAAUCUUAAUUUUUUUAUUUAUUUUAUUUUAUGUUUGUGUUUAUUUUAGCAUGCAGAGAAAAAGACACCCUCACAUUUUGAUGUGGUGUACAAAUGUUGUAUAUGUAAUAAUAUGGUGUUAUAAAUUUGUGAAAGUAGCUUGCACACAGGUGUGUCAGUUUCAAAAGUCUGUGUAACCUGCUCACUACCAUAUAGCAUGUAGCAAAUCCAAAACUGAGGCUUACUGAUGCAGGAAAAACAUCACAGUAUGUGUCCAAGAACUAAAAAGUCCAAUAAAACAUGAUGAGGUGAAAAAAAAACAUGGUUUUACAUGAUGCACACAGUGGUAAACUUGGGUCAAGAAAAACGUUAUGAACAGUCACAUGGUUCAGAAAAAAUGAGAGAGGGUAACACUUUAUUUGAAGGUAGGUUCAUAAGACUGACAUGACACCGUCAUAACCAUGACAUGACACCUGUCAUUAACAUGAAGGAGUCUUUAUGAAGAUUUAUGACUGUUGUCAUUAAGUGUCAUUAAGUGUUAUUGUCACUUUUAAAUACAAACUUGUGAUUGUUUGAGAUGUCGAUGUCAUGACAACUUGACAUUUACCAAGAACACAUAACAUAACCUCAUAAACAUGCCAUAGCAUGAUUAUCAAACUUAAAGAAACUAACAUAACUAACAUUACAUGUAAACUAACAUUACAUUAUAGUGUCAUAUGUGCUUGGUUUUGACAAUGACUGUCAUGAGGCCAUUAUAAUUGUGUCAUGAAUAAUUCCCUUGACAUCAAGUAAAGUGGAACCAUUUGGCAAUCUCAGUAAUUUUAUAUCACGAGAGAGUUCUUAUACAGUAUGGAAUCUAAGUUAAAGGAAAUAAAACUUGUUUGUGCACAACUUUCUUUCUGUCCCCCGAACUUGUGGAAUAUUACUGAAGCGUAAUGCAUUCAUUUGAGAGAAAAAAUCCUGCACUGUUUUUCUGAAUUAAUGAGAUACCUCAAAACAAAAAAGAGAGAGAGAGAAAAACGGAUGUUUCUACUCACCUCCCCCUGCUGAUUCUGAGUGAUGAUUGUGAAUGUUCUGAUGAAUAAAUGUAAAUAAAUAAUGCUUUGUUUGUGACAGCUAGCAUC
Molecule: messenger RNA, 3252 nt
Organism: Siniperca chuatsi (mandarin fish)
Lineage: Eukaryota; Metazoa; Chordata; Actinopteri; Centrarchiformes; Sinipercidae
Product: flavin-containing monooxygenase 5-like
Exons: 11
Coding region: 314-2005 (563 amino acids)
Molecular function (GO): NADP binding; flavin adenine dinucleotide binding; N,N-dimethylaniline monooxygenase activity
Source: RefSeq, a predicted model, not a curated record